Drosophila ficusphila is the source of this 3051-nucleotide messenger RNA. RefSeq names its product myb-like protein AA. The record is from RefSeq and is a predicted model, not a curated record. Lineage: Eukaryota; Metazoa; Arthropoda; Insecta; Diptera; Drosophilidae. Gene Ontology annotation, cellular component: nucleus.
UCACGCACACCACACAAACGCAGCAUAACGCGUCGUUCGACGUCGGUGUUUGUGUCUACGUCACGUCGGUUUAAAUUAUGAUUUAGCUCCCCGCAACUGCGAAGGCAUCUCAAUUGAAGCACAUAAUGCUCCCUCAAUUGCAUAACAGCACUUGCGCAUGAGUAUGUGUGUGUGGGGAAACGCCAGAGAACCGAAACACACCACACGGAGCAGAAGCGAGUGGAAAGGCGACGAGAAUAUCCAAGUACAACAGAUUUAAGGAGAAAAAUCAUAUUUUUCGGUCAAAAACCGUCGCCAUGUCCGGCUGAUAACUAUCGAUAGCGACCGACUAUCGCAGAACCAAACAGUAUUCGCCAGAACAACUUCACUCAACCGCUGAAAGUCACCACAGAAACUGCAGCCCUGGAAGAUGGCCUCUUUGGCGCACUGCUGACUGGCCACACCGAACAGCCCCGAUUUAGUUGCUGUUUUUUUUACAUAACUCGCCACAUUCGCUCGCCUCGGAAUCCGUGACACUUAUAUUUAUAUGAGAAUAUAGUAUAUUAUGGCCGUUUUCCUGAUCAACGUCUGCAAGUACAAUGGCUGCGGCAUCACAUUUCCGAGCUUGAGCGAUCUGAUUUCCCACAUCGAGGACACCCACAUAGACUAUGACCCCAAGGUGGUGGAACAGAAGGAGCAGGCCCAGCCUGCCUGCCUGCCCCUGAGCUACGUCCUGCGCUUCAUCACCGAGGAGAACCGCAAGGAGGCGGGCUCGUACCUCGCCAGCAACACCACCGCCCCACCGACGACCAACAGCGGAUCCAAUUCCGCUGGCCAUGGCAACGGCAAUGUGGAGCUCAAGCGGAAGCUGGCCAUUAAGCACCACAGCUACAGUAUGUCCUCGUCCAACCGCAGCACGACGCCCACAGGCAGCGAAAUGGACGAGGACGAAAUGGUGGUAACGGAGUCGGAGGAUAGCAACGACUCCUGGACCACCGAGGAGUUCAGUUCCGAGUUCAUAAUGCGCUACGGCAGCAGGCACUCCGGCGGCGGAAACAACGGUACGCCCGGCAAUGAAAAACCCUUCGCCUGUCCUGUUCCGGGUUGCAAAAAGCGCUACAAAAACGUCAACGGCAUCAAGUACCAUUCAAAGAAUGGCCACAAGAAGGACGGAAGGGUUCGCAAGGGCUACAAGUGCCACUGCGGCAAGAGCUACAAGACGGCCCAGGGCCUGAAAAACCACGCUCUGCACACCCACAACUCGCAGCCGGAUAGCGUGCUCAAUGCCCAGCUGGCCAUAGGCGACGGCGUCACAGCGACUGCCGCUCCGGUGGGCAGCAGCAACACCUCCAACCCGAACCCGCCGCCCAUCAUUCAGCGCAGCAACUCGCCCUCGCAGUCGCUGGGCUCCCUGAGUCCGUCGAGCAUCAGCAACAUGUCGAGCAGCGCCAGCAGUUGCCACGGAGGCAGCAGCAGUCUGUCCAACGGGAACAACAACGGCAACAGUGGCAGCGCCACCGGCAGCACUGCCAUUCUCACUGGCAACGGGAACGUCCUGCAGCAGCUGAGCGCCGGGAACGUGGUCACCCUGACCAACCUCCCCACGCAGCAGCAACAACAGCAGCAGCCGCAGCAGCAGCCACUCCACCAGAGCACUGCAACAGGUAACAGCAACAACAAUUUAAUGCGCAGCACACUCGGUUUAGUAUCCAUUAAAGCCAACAACACGCCGACAGCCAAGUCGGUUAGCAAUCUAAUGGCUGCCAAUGCCACAGCCAGCAAGAUACUUAAGCUGGCCACCAAUGUGGCCAAUGGUGGCUCCACCAUGGACAUUGUGCAGCAGCAACAGCAGCAGCACAACAAGACUGCAGCCAGUGGCCAGACCGUGCUUAAUGGCAGCAAACCACUGCCCAACUUGGUCAACCUGGGCAUUCUCACGCCGGCCACUUCACCCACCAAGAACACACAGACGCUGACCUUCACCACCACAAACGGAAGCACUCAGCAGCAGCAGGCGCUGGUGGCCUCGUUGGCCAAGAAGACCAACAUACUGUUGCUGCAGGAGCCGAGUCAGUUGUUGCAGCAGGUGCAACAGCAGCAGCAGCAACAGCAGCAGCACCAGCAGCAGCAGCAGCAGGUGCAACAGCAGCAGCAGUGUCAUGUGUUGCCCAUCAGUCCAACAAGCAGCAUCAGCGGAAACAGCAGCAAGAGCAGCUCUCCCACGCCACAACAACAGCAGCAACAGCUGGUGAAGAAGGGCAAGUUGGAGCUGCUGGAAGCCAUGGACACGGACGAGGGCCAGAGCGAUGCCAUUUCCGAGAGCGUGGCUGCGGCAAUCGCCAGCAUCACGGACUGCAAGGAGGACAUGGGAGGAGCCACCGUGGCAGGCAUUGAAGUUGUAGGCGCUGGCGCCGUCAACGAAGAGACGUAGCCUAUACUCAAGCAGCUGUUGAUGCACCGAAAACUGACGCUGGAAACACCCAAGGCACCGAAUUGACCAGCUCCUCCGUAUACGAAAGACAUUCUUGACCUGCAGAAUGCCAAUCUUGGGGGGCAGACCCACUCACUCACCAAAACAACCAUUUGGAAUAAUUUUGUAGACUGCUUUUAGGUUAGAGACCAGCAACUUAAGUUGUGUUUUAGUUUAGCCUCCGUUUGUAUCAUAUAACAACCGAAAACAACCCACAAAUCGCAUUGUUUGUGCAAUAUUUAAUUUUUUUAUGAUCUGAAGAGAGUAUUUUAAAAAUCUUUAUUUGUAUGUAUGAUUAUCGUGCUUGUAUUAAACUAUUUACGACUGCUGAUCUCCUCUUAAUUUAAUUAGGCUAUAAAAACCACCUCCACACAGACGAUGCGCGAGCAACAACUGUAAUAAACACGCAGCAAAAAGCAAAUUUCAAAUUCAUUUCCAAAUUCACUUUAAUUAUUGUUAGCACUACCACCUAAAACUUAUUUAAUCUCGGACUUAGCUUUAGUGACUACACGUAUUCGACUAAAACCAAGUAUUAUUUAUGUGUUAAGCUCUAGCAAAUUGAAUUUUAUUAUACGAUAUAUACACACAAAACAGCACCCACA